Molecule: messenger RNA, 1647 nt
Organism: Penicillium pulvis
Lineage: Eukaryota; Fungi; Ascomycota; Eurotiomycetes; Eurotiales; Aspergillaceae
Gene: cbhB
Product: putative 1,4-beta-D-glucan-cellobiohydrolyase
Exons: 1
Coding region: 1-1647 (548 amino acids)
Biological process (GO): carbohydrate metabolic process
Cellular component (GO): extracellular region
Molecular function (GO): hydrolase activity, hydrolyzing O-glycosyl compounds; cellulose binding
Source: RefSeq, a predicted model, not a curated record
AUGUCUGCUGCACUUUCUUACCGCAUUUACAAGAAUGCCCUCCUCUUCGCUGCCUUCUUGACUGCCGCUCGGGCACAGCAAGUUGGUACCUCAACCGCCGAGGUUCACCCAUCUUUGACCUGGUCGAAAUGUGCGAGUGGUGGAAGCUGCACCACACAGAGCGGUUCGGUCGUCAUCGAUGCCAACUGGCGUUGGAUCCACAACGUCGGUGGCUAUACCAACUGCUACACGGGCAACGAGUGGGAUACAACACUCUGCCCUGAUGAUGUUACCUGCGCGACCAACUGCGCUUUGGAGGGUGCCACAUACGAAGCUACCUACGGUGUUACUACCAGCGGCGAUGAGCUUCGUCUGAACUUUGUUACUACUGCUUCGCAGAAGAACAUUGGAUCUCGUCUGUACCUGAUGGAGGAUGACACCACCUACCAGAUGUUCGAUCUGCUGAACCAAGAGUUCACCUUCGAUGUGGAUGUCUCCAACCUUCCCUGUGGAUUGAACGGUGCUCUCUACUUUGUCGCUAUGGACUCUGACGGUGGCAUGGCUCGCUUCCCCACAAACAAGGCUGGAGCCAAAUACGGAACCGGUUACUGUGACUCUCAAUGCCCCCGGGAUCUGAAAUUCAUCGAUGGUGAAGCCAACAGCGAUGGCUGGACUCCUUCCGAGACCGAUGUCAACUCUGGUAUUGGUAAUCACGGUUCCUGCUGCGCGGAAAUGGACAUUUGGGAGGCCAACUCGAUCUCCAAUGCGCUCACUCCUCACCCUUGUGAGACACCAACCCAGACUAUGUGCGUGGAAGAUGCUUGCGGUGGUACUUAUAGCAGCGAUCGCUACGGCGGUACUUGCGACCCUGAUGGAUGUGAUUUCAAUCCUUACCGCAUGGGUAACACCACAUUUUUCGGUCCUGACAUGACCGUCGAUACCAAUUCCGUCUUCACUGUUGUGACGCAGUUCAUCACUGAUGAUGGUACCUCCUCAGGCACACUGAGUGAAAUCAAGCGAUUCUACGUGCAGGAUGGUGUCGUCAUCCCCAACUCCGCCUCUACCAUCAGUGGUGUAAGUGGUAACUCUAUUACCUCGGAGUUCUGCACUGCCCAGAAGACUGCCUUCGGUGAUGAGGACGUUUUCGACGAGCGCGGAGGCUUGGCUGGUCUCGGUGCCGGCCUCGCUGAUGGCAUGGUUCUGGUCAUGAGUCUCUGGGAUGACCACUACGCCGACAUGCUCUGGCUCGACAGCAUCUACCCAACGACCGAUACCUCCACCACCCCUGGUGCUGCUCGCGGUACCUGUGACAUCUCAUCUGGAGACCCAGAUACCAUUGAAACCUCCGAUGCAGACGCCUAUGUCAUCUACUCGAACAUCAAGGUUGGUCCGAUUGGCUCUACCUUCUCGUCGGGUACCUCUAGUUCCAGCACCAGCUCGAGCACUACUUCCAAGACCACGUCUACUUCUUCCAAGACUACUUCCACUUCUACCAAGACUACUUCCACAUCUACCAAGACCACCUCCACCUCCACUACCACGGCUGCUAGCACCACCGGUGCUGCUCACUACGCCCAGUGUGGUGGAUCUGGAUGGACUGGCGCCACCACUUGUGUCAGCCCCUACACCUGCACCGCUCAGAAUGCCUACUACUCCCAGUGCCUGUAA